Molecule: messenger RNA, 591 nt
Organism: Adineta ricciae
Lineage: Eukaryota; Metazoa; Rotifera; Eurotatoria; Adinetida; Adinetidae
Source: the annotation of a GenBank genome assembly
AUGGUGUCAUCAUCGAUACUUGUCAGUACAAUUCUUCUCGUUUUCUUCUCUUCAACGAUAUUCUGCUCUGAGCAACGUAACGUCACAGCGUUAUUACACGAUUGUUAUGAAAAACAAAUUCAAAUGGAAUUUUUCGCUUCAAAUGUCUACUUAACAUUUGCUCAUCGAUUGGCUUACGAUGGUGUUUAUCACGGGUUCGCCGACUUCUUUUUCGAAUCAGCUGAGGAAGAAAGAGAACACGGAAAGAAGUUCUUAGAUUUUCAUAACGUGCGCAAUCACGUGUCACAUCUUAGAGAUAUUACAAUCAGUGAGGAGUUGGCAAGUGUUACCACUGUCAAUGAAAUGUUACGAAAAGCGAAAACAUUGGAAGACGACGUGUUCAAUAAUAUGCGCACGUUACAUGGAUACGCAGUCGAAGCUGGACAUUCGGAAACUGUACAUUUUAUCGAAAAAGUGACGCUCGAAGAGCAAACAAUAGCAGUCAAACAAAUGCAUGACUUAGUCAAACGUCUCGAUCAUAAUAACAAUUCGCCAAUUUUGUUGCAAAUGAUGGAUCAAGAUUUACGCAAGAAAAAAGUGAAACAGCCAUAA